Molecule: messenger RNA, 1189 nt
Organism: Gekko japonicus
Lineage: Eukaryota; Metazoa; Chordata; Lepidosauria; Squamata; Gekkonidae
Gene: SLFNL1
Product: schlafen like 1
Exons: 3
Coding region: 1-1167 (388 amino acids)
Molecular function (GO): nucleic acid binding
Source: RefSeq, a predicted model, not a curated record
AUGUCAGAAGCAACAGAAAAGGAAGAAGACCAGCCUCCUGGGCCGACACGUCCCCAUGUCCUCUACAUUGGGAACUUGAAUCCCAAAUACUCACGGGAAGUUAUCUGCAGCAUGCUGAAGGACAUUUUAGGCAUGGCCAGUGUCACCCUCCAGCGGCACAACAUCGAAGUGAUCCGGAAGCGGAGGCAGGCCUAUGCCUUUGUGCAGGUGGCAACUGAAGUGAGCUUGGAACUCGUCCUAAAACAGUUGCUAGUUGCGGCCGAAUUGGAGCAAGACCUAGUCAAGGAGCUUGUGAAGAAAGGCAAGAAUCUGGUUGUGGGACCCGGCAAUACAUUUGCAUUUGGGAGCAACGAUAGCAGAGAGACCAACUCCAUAGGAAGCAGCUCAGAAUCUCAUCUAAGAGGGUUGCAGGUGCCCAAGAGGAGGAAGAAACCACCAUUCACCGAAACCCAGACUAACUCUGGCACAAAGUCUGCUCAGCAUGCUUGGAGACUGACGGAGCGGCCGGCAGCCUUUCUAAGCGGCACUCGUUCAGACAGUGCCAUUGUCCAGAGAGAGAUUGUAGGCAAGGAGCGCCUGUUCUACGGUGCUUUCAUGGGUAAUGAGACGCGAAGCGUGGAAUUUAAACGUGGUGGCGGGGAAUAUUUGACAGGCACUCUGAAACAUCAUGUGCGGAAGUACGUGUGCGCAUUUCUCAACAGUGAAGGGGGAAGCCUUCUCGUGGGGGUAGAAGACAAUGGCUUGGUGCUGGGAGUUCGCUGUGACCACAGAGAUGAAGACAGGGUCCGCCUCCUCAUCGACUCCGUUCUGAAGGGUUUCAAGCCCCAAGUUUUCCCAGCAGCGUACACACUGAGUUUCGUCCCUGUCAUUAAAGAUGAAGACACCGGCAUCUUCCUGAAAGUUAUCCGGUUAACGGUUCAUCCUCCCAAACAGCACGGGGAACCUCUUCUUUACGAAACAGACCAAGGGGAAGUGUACAUACGGCGAGAUGGCAGCAUUCAAGGCCCUCUCUCUGGGAGCGCCAUUCAAGAGUGGUGUCGGCAGAAAUGGACAGAGGAGAACAAGAAGCUGGAGAAGAAAAUAGAGACUUUGUUGAAAGAGAAGGAGGAGCUGCAGCAGCAUCAUGUGCAACAGAAUACCAGCCCACGGUGCUGUGCCCUCAUGUAACCGCCAGAGCACAACGACAAAA